This is a messenger RNA of Orbicella faveolata, 4065 nucleotides long. Its product is annotated as S-phase kinase-associated protein 2-like. Gene Ontology annotation, molecular function: protein binding. The record is from RefSeq and is a predicted model, not a curated record. Lineage: Eukaryota; Metazoa; Cnidaria; Anthozoa; Scleractinia; Merulinidae.
AACUUUUUCAAGAUGCGCAAACCGUAGCUUCUUGUCGUCAACAGUUGAAACUGAAAGGUUUUUCAUGUGAUUCAAAUGUGUGUCAUAAUUUGCAUGAUUAUGGGGCAUGGUGUUUACAGUAAAAAGAACUCUUGCAAGAACUUUUUGUAUAAAGUAGCAAUUAUCUUUUAUUUCCGACUAGCCAGGAAGAGGCUAGAAGGCUUGUGAAGAAAUGAUGAUGUAGAGUGAAGAGAGGAAAAAAGAAAAUUAAAGAGGAACUACUUUUCUCCUUUAUUGUUUAUGAGGCCAUUUGCACGCAUACUUGGCCUGUUCCUGAAAAUCUCUCAGCCAAAUCUCUCAGCUAUAGCUUGUCUCUUGGAAGAGCUGUGUACUAAAGGCAUCCGACUGUUGAUAAAGUGUCAAUCGAGUGUUGACCGAGUAUUGAUCAUGAUGUUAACCGAAUAUCAAUUGAGAUGUCAGUUAAGGGUAUUGAUUGAAGGUAUUGAUUGAUCAACACUCAACCCAGAUGCCUUUGGUACACAUGACCUGAUUUGAUCAAGCUAAAAGAAGUCCAACGGUCAAAUGCACAUAUAAUCAGGUACAAUCCUUAAAUUGAAGUUUUUUCUCUCUACCUUUAAUUUCCUUUGACUGAUCAUACGAUUUUAAUCUUUCAUAUUUUACAUUGUAGAUUACUGGAUGUCAUUAUCAGAUGAAAUAAUUCUCUCAAUCUUCCAAUUCUUGCACAAGAAAACAGUGGUCAAAUGUGCACGAGUCUGCAGACACUGGCAACGUCUGGCAUAUGAUGAAAGCCUUUGGCGACAUGUUGACAUGUCAAAGGCAAACCUUUUACCAGGAUUAUUAGGAAAAGUACUAAAAAGAGGAACUAGAGUCUUGCGCUUAGCCCAGGCAAAGGUUGCCUCACCCAUAUGUGAUGAAAAUGCUUUGUUCUUCUCUGAUGUAGUUCCUCUUUCACCAAAGUCACCAAGUGAAUCAAUGUUCAGCCUGAGGUACCUAGAAGCUACUUCUUGCAGUUUUCAAAAUGACACGCUUUUGUGCCUUCUCUUGCACUCAAAACAGCUUACCCACAUCAGUUUGGAGUCCUGCAAUGUCUCUACAAGUGUACUUAAAGCUAUCAGUGAACUCCGCAACCUUGAGGUUCUAAAUCUCGCCAUGUGUACUGGUGUCACAAUCACUGGAAUGAGUUCCUUAGUGAAAGGUGGAAAAAACCACAGACUCAAGCAGUUGAACUUAUCAUGGACAAACCUAACUAAGGCAACAAUUUUACAGAUUAUAAAAAAUUUACCAAAGCUUCAACAACUUAACCUCAGUGGAUGUAGAGAAACUCUCACAGAUGACUGUAUCAAACAGCUUGUCAAAUCAUGUCCUCAUUUGACACAUUUAGACCUCAGUGAUGGAGUUUUGUUAACUGCAAGGUCUUUAGAUGAAAUUAUCAAACUAAAGCACUUGGUUCAUCUAGGCCUUAGCCGAUGUUACAACAUCCCGCCAAUGGCUUUCAGUUCCUUCUCACAGAUGAAAUCUCUCAAAACACUACAGAUCUUUGGUCUUCUUAACACAGAGGGAAUUGAGGUCUUAAGGGCAGAAAUUCCAAACAUCACUGUGAACAAGUCAUUUUUCUCAAUGAUUGCCAGGCCAGUUGGAUCUGUGUACUAUGGAACAAUCUGGGGUGUGCAAUGCAAAGGAUAGAUCUUCAAAAUCUCCCUACUAAUGUUCUGGUUUUCUUAAUAGUUACCCUUAGAAGAAUUUACCUUUACUUCAAAAUGUUUUGGUUUUGUUCAAAACAAAAGUUAGAGAGGCAAAAAAUUAAUCCCUGUUUUAAUGUACAGUUUUAAGAAAAUGUUUUGGGCUUUGCUUCUCAAUUAAAAAAAAAAAUCAAAGCAAUCAGGUUUUAAUUUGAGGUAUUUAAAGAAAACAGACCUCACAAUUGUUAUUGAAAGUAGUUAUUUGCAAUUUAAUAUAAAAGGAUUUGUGUACAUCAUUAUAUUGUAAGAACAAACAUUUUAGAAAUUUGUAAAAAUAUUACAUGCAAUGGAUAUUACAAGAGAAAUGGUUAUUUUUUUGAAAUGAAAAUUUUUCCACAUCUUUUAUAGUCAGUGAUGAAGCUUGGAAGAUUAUUUUUUAAAACAAUUAAUUUUUUACAUCAUUCCUUUAAAUUUCCCACUAUGGCCAUCCCAAAAAACUUCAUUGCAGGUUAGUUUUGGAAUCCCAUACUUAUUUAAUAUAAUUUUGUUUGCCUAUUAUUCACAUAAGCUUCAAUGCAGAUGCUCUUUGGGCUCAUCAUGCAAUCUUCCUGAAAGAUUGCAUAAUGAGGCCAAAGGGCGUCUGUGUAUGAGGCUAACCAUUCAUACUGAAAUAAUAAAAAAAAACCUCUAGCAAUUUAUUGUUUCAUCACAAACAGCUCCUACAUGUAACAAAGAGACAUCUGAAAGUCCCAUUUUGGUGUGCAUGUACUGUCCAAACAAACAUGUCAUCACAGGAAGGUGUCAAAAAUAUGCAUUUCAAAUAUCUUUAUUGAACAGCAAAAUGUUCCAUGCUUGCUAAGUUAUAAAUAAAUACAAUCACAAACAUUUUACAAUUAUAUCACUUGGUGUUCUGUAAGGUUUUUAAUCCACUUAAAACAAAGUUACUUACAGUUUAACUAUUAACUACAAGUGAUCAUGUUACUGUUAGUGGUAAAAAGUUAUCAAGAUGACGUUCAUUUCUAACCUUGUCAAAAGAAGUUGAAUUAAUACAAACACAUUAAAACAGUCAACUGUUACAUCUCAAAUUUAACAAUGCAUUGUCGUUCCUGCUUACUGCUACAAAUGCCGCUAAACAAAUCAUAGAUUAGACUAAUGCAAAAUUUACAACUCAUGUCCAGGGGUUUAAUUAAGGGCUGGGCACUGGGCAACUUGAUCCACUGUGCGGCCGAUUUUGCCCACCUGGUUUGACCAUCUGGAGGAAAGUUCUUCUUUUAAAGAAGUUCAGUUCAAAACGUUUUGCCCAUCAGUGAAAACCAGUUUACCCUUGUGGUAAAAAUGUUAAUGAAACCCCUGCAUGUCUACAUGUGCUUUGACAAUAACUACCUAUUUGUCCAGUAUACAAGGACAUUUUUAACCACUUUUAUGUAUCAGAAGGGAUGCAAAGGAACAGGAAAAACCUUACAGGGGGACAAAUAAAUCCCAAAACAACAAUUCACUUUAGUCAUGUUAAUCAGGUUCACCUAAAUUGAAAAAAAAAUUGACAGUAGCGCUUAUAUACAUUUUCAGUUAUUUCUUUGUUGUCCAUACAGCAAAAGUUCACUAAACCUUAGGUAACAGAUGUUAUUUCAUAAAUAGUUAUCAAAUGUUUAAUUAGCCAAGUGAAGUUACAUUUAAAAAUGUUAUUACCAGUAAGAAGUACCAACCCUCUCUACAUAUUAAUUAAAGUUUUGCCCUUUUGUAACCAAGCUCAUUAGAAUAUCAAUUCUCCUUACUGAAUACUAUAACACUUCUUGUCACACUACUUAUGAGAAUUUGUUGCUGCAUCAAAAUCAUAGAAUUUGCUGUAUUUAUAUCCUGAUAAUUCAAUGGUUAUCUUCAUUGUAAUUACCUUUUUGCUUGGCAAUUUGUUUAUGUUGCAAAGAGAAAUUAGAUCUAAAUAACUCUCAGGAAUUACAUGUUCAUGUCAAAUUCCUUGUGUUAUAAGUCAUCAAAAAUGUUCUUUGGUGCUCGACUAGAGGGUGAUGAUAUUCCAUACCCAGAAGUUGCAUUAUAACUUGACGAUAAACUAUUGGCAUCAUAGUCAGCAGCGGACAACAACUCAACACGAUCACUUUCAGUGUCGAACCUAGAAUACUUUGCAUACUUCCCAUCAGACCCUGUAAGGUUUGUCAAAGAUGUUGCAUUGUCAUUGAUUGAGAGUCCGCGUCCUUCACGCUCAGCCUUGCGAGCUGAAAGCUUUCUUUUUGCUGACUCGGCCCUUUCUGACCAAGAUUCCUAGGAUCAUAAAAAAUCAUAAAUUGAGAAACAAGUGAAGUGAAACACUGUAAAAGCUUCUACCUUCAGGUGUGUGUAUGGGCCGUCAAAAUUGUGGUCGUAUGGAGCAUUU